Molecule: messenger RNA, 717 nt
Organism: Blepharisma stoltei
Lineage: Eukaryota; Ciliophora; Heterotrichea; Heterotrichida; Blepharismidae
Source: the annotation of a GenBank genome assembly
AUGGAUGUUUUAAAAUACAAUCCUAGAUCAAAUGGAUCGAAUUUCCAUAAAAGCAGUAUAAAAAAAUCCCCAGCCAGCAUCAGCUUUGAACGAGUAGAAAGCCCAAAAAAGUCCCCCAACAACUCUUUUGACUCUAACAUAAAAACUGUCCCAUCAAACCAUUAUUUAGAAAGACGAUUCAAAGCUUACACUCGGGCAUUCCGACAGGUAAACUCUGUAGUCAAAGCUUUCAAUCGAAAAGCAAGUCCUUUUUUUGACCAAGCCAAAGAAGAUUUAAACUCUUUUUUACAAAAAUCGCCACCGACAAGCCAAUUUUCUAAAUUUCCUAAUGAAAUUGGGAAAAGCAGUAACGAAAAAAUGAUAACACAAAGAUCAGAAAUUCAGAGGAAUAAAUCGCCUAUUAGCCCACACAUAAAAAAACUGCUAUGUUCGCCGAAUCUUAAUAGUAAUUCAACAAAAUUGUAUCAAGAUUUCUCAGAAGACAGUAGAAGUAUAGAGAGGAUGUCGAGUUUAAAUAGUAAAUCAGCGAGUAGGCCAAAGCUAAGGACUCAGUAUUCUCAUAAAAGAUCUGUAACCCCAGAAUUUAGGCUGAAUAUUAGUAAGAUUUCGAAUAAUUCUUUUGAAAAGCUGCCGUCGAUACACUCAUCAACUAGCAAAAGGAAGCCGAAACGGCUUCUAGUUAACCUUGGAAUGAAUAUGCUAGAGAAUCAAUGCUAA